CUGGGCCGGGACCGGUAGCACGAGAACUCGAAACUAGCCUAUAGAUAGGCUACAAAGAUACGGAGACGACGUAAUGUCUUGCGCGGUGGAAUAACAAAUUAAAUGGACUGUAUUCCGUCGAAAGUUGAUUAUUAAAGAAAUAGAGCAAAGUGCAGUGAACCGAUCGCUCUCUCUCAAACACACAAGGCGUCUACGGGACUGUAGAACCGGAGGGAGCCUCGUUUUUUUUGCUGGUUUGCACACAUUUCUGAGGUUCAAGUGGGGCACUUUAAAUGAUCUGAAGCAACGUCAGAAUGUUGUAUUGUUGUGAUUUACUCGGCCGUGUUUGGCACUCACGGAUCAUUCGGUUAUAUUUGUUGGCAUUUUUUAUAGCACCUGUGUUCUUACACCCACAAUGUUUGGAUUUCAAGCCCCCCUUCAAGCCUCAAGAUGAUCUCCAGUUCUGCGCAAUGUACAGGAACUUCGGCUGCUGCGACUCUGCCAAGGACAAGGAAUUGAUGGCUAAAUUCUAUAAGAUCAUGGACAAUUUCGACUAUUAUGGAUAUGCCAGCUGUGCUGGGUACGUGCAGGACCUUCUCUGCCAGGAAUGCUCUCCAUAUGCAGCUCACCUCUUUGAUGCUGAGGACCCCAGCACCCCUAUCAGAACCCUCCCUGGCCUGUGCCCUGACUACUGUUCACAGUUCUGGCUCAAAUGCCGUUCCACCAUCACCUUGCUCUCCGAUGACCCGCAGCUAGCCGAAGCCGAGCCGGACCAGGACCGCUUCUGCCAGCUCCUGGAGCUGGAGGACCCAGACUACUGUUACCCACACCUUCUCAGCAACGAACAGCUGACACAGAACUUGGGCCGGGUCCGGGCCGACCCCGAGGGUUGCCUUCAGCUCUGCCUGGAGGAAAUAGCCAAUGGCCUGCGGAACCCCCUGGCCAUGGUUUACGCCAACGACGGAACACACCGCUUCUUUAUAGCAGAGCAGGUGGGUCUGGUGUGGACGUACCUACCCGACCGCUCCAAGCUGGAGAAGCCGUUCCUGAACAUCACCAAGGCCGUUCUGACGUCGCCCUGGGAGGGGGAUGAGAGGGGCUUCCUGGGCAUGACCUUUCACCCCAACUACAAGUACAACAGGAAGCUGUAUGUAUACUACUCUGUGGAGAUUGGCUUCGAUGAGAGGAUCAGGAUCAGCGAGUUCCGCGUCUCUCCCAGCGACAUGAACGUGGUGGACCACGGGUCUGAGAGGAUCAUUCUGGAGGUUGACGAGCCUGCGUCCAAUCACAACGGAGGAAUGGUGAUGUUUGCUGAUGACGGUUACCUGUACAUUUUCACUGGAGACGGGGGCAUGGCUGGUGACCCCUUUGGGAAAUAUGGAAACUCUCAGAACAAGUCAGCUCUGUUAGGCAAAGUUCUCCGGAUCGAUGUUGAUGACAACGACAGAGGUCCCCUGUACAGGAUCCCUUCUGACAACCCGUUCGUGCAUGAGCGCGGGGCGCGCCCUGAGGUCUAUGCUUAUGGGGUGCGCAACAUGUGGAGGUGUUCUGUGGACCGGGGGGACCCCCUGACUAAGGAGGGCAAGGGACGCAUCUUCUGCGGGGAUGUGGGACAGAACAAGUUUGAGGAGAUCGACAUCAUAGAGAAGGGAAGGAACUACGGCUGGAGGGCCAAAGAGGGGUUCUCCUGUUAUGACAAGAAGCUGUGCACCAACAGCUCUCUAGAUGAUGUACUCCCCAUCUAUGCCUACCCUCACAAGAUGGGCAAGUCUGUGACUGGUGGCUAUGUGUACAGAGGCUGUGAAUACCCCAAUCUGAACGGCAUGUACAUAUUUGGAGACUUUAUGAGCGGGCGUAUGAUGACCCUCCAGGAGAAUAAGAACACAGGUCAGUGGGACUACCAUGAGAUCUGUAUGGGCAUAGGUCUGACCUGUGCCUUCCCUGGCUUAAUCAACAACUACUACCAGUACAUCAUCUCAUUUGCGGAGGACGAGGCAGGAGAACUGUACUUCAUGUCAACUGGAGUGCCCAGUGCCACAUCUCCCACCGGUGUGGUUUACAAACUGGUGGAUCCCUCAAGACGGGCACCGCCAAGACAAUGCCACUAUGACCCGCUGCCUGUCAGAGUGAAGAGCAAGCUCAUCAAAUUCAAACCAAAGGAAACAUUAACAGGAGUUGAACUACCGACCAAGCGACCCAAUCUCUCCCCGCAAGAAGAGCCCGUCAGAUCCCAUCCCACUGAGUCUGCAGUAAGCGAGUCCGACAAGGACUGGCUUCAGGAGCUCAUGGAUAUUCUGAAGGAGCAAGAGGCUGCCGCUGUCACCACCACACUUCCUCCAACCACAACCACAACCAAACCACCCAGGCACACACGACGAAAAAAUCGCAGGAAGAAGGGCAAGCAUCGGUUAGAGAGCGAGUCGGCAUCAGCAGCUGUGCCACAGAAUGGGGUGGUGAGACUGGCGGGGGACGAGCAGGGGCGGGACGACCGGGGGAGGGUGGAGAUCUUCGCCAACGGGGAGUGGGGAACGGUGUGCGACGACCUGUGGAAUACAAAAAACGCAGCAGUGGUUUGUCGACAGCUGGGGUUCCGGUUCGCCCUGAAGGCGUCCAAGCACUCGGAGUUCGGAGAAGGGAAGAGUCUCCGGAUUCUUCUGGAUGAUGUACAGUGUGAGGGGACAGAGGAGAGCCUGCUGGGCUGUCAACACACAGGCGUAGGUAUGCAUAACUGUGCCCAUUACGAGGACGCGGGGGUGAUAUGUGGGAACUCAGACUACGUAGAUGCCUAGAAAUGAGAGUCCACUGAAUUUAUUCCUGACUGUGUCCUAAGUGAUUGUAACUAAAGCAAAGGAAUAUUGCUGUCUAACUUUUGUCUAAUUGUUAUCAAUGGUGGCACUUAUAGGUCUACCUCUUUCAUUAAGGUAAUAUAAUGCUGAUUUAAUUGUUGUGUUAAAGUCUUAAAAGGUUUCUAUUUGAAUGUAAGGUUUUGCUAAUGCAAGACAUUGUCUUCUCUAAAGCAAAUUCAUCUAAACAGUAUUUCAAUGAAUGUAUAAGGAAUACCAGGUUAUUUAAUACUCACUCAUGAUCACAUACUGAAAUCAAUUAUCCAACCAGACCAGAUAUGUGUUCAGUUGACAUGGAAAAAACAUACAGUAUAUAUAUAUACAGUACCAGUCAAAAGUUGUGACACACCUACUCAUUCAAGGGUUUUUCUUUAUUUUUAUUAUUUUCUACAUAGUAGAAUAAUAGUGAAGACAUCAAAACUAUGAAAUAACACAUAUGGAAUCAUGUAGUAACCAAACAAGUGUUAAACUUCUUCAAAGUAGCCAACCUUUGCCUUGAUUGCAGCUUUGCACACUCUUGGCAUUCUCUCAACCAGCUUCAUGAAAUGCUUUUCCAACAGUCUUGAAGGAGUUCCCACAUAUGCUGAGCACUUGGCUGCCUUUCCUUCACUCUGCGGUCCAAUUCAUCCCAAACCAUCUCAAUUGGGUUGAGUUUGGGUGAUUGUGGAGGCCAGGUCAUCUGAUGCAGCACUCCAUCACUCUCCUUCUUGGACAAAUAGCCCUUACACAGCCUGGAGGUGUGUUGGGUCAUUGUCUUGUUGAAAAACAAAUGAUAGCGCAAACCAGAUAGGAUGGCGUAUUGCUGCAGAAUUCUAAAUAAAUCACUGACAGUGUCACCAGCAAAGCACCCCCACACCAUAACACCUCCUCCAUGCUUCAAGGUGGGAACCAUACAUGCAGAGAUCAUCUGUUCACCUACUCUGCGUCUCACAAAGACACAGCGGUUGGAACCAAAAAUCUCACAUUUGGACUCUUCAGACCAAAGGACAGAUUUCCACCGGUCUAAUGUCCAUUGCUCGUGUUCUUGGCACAAGCAAGUCUCUUCUUUGUAUUGGUGGCUUUAGUAGGGGUUUCUUUGCAGCAAUUUGACCAUGAAGGCCUGAUUCACGCAGUCUCCUUUGAACAGAUGCCUUUGAGAUGUGUCAGUUACUUGAACUCUGUGAAGCAUUUAUUUCGGCUGCAAUCUGAGGUGCAGUUAAUUGCCGAUUUCUGAGGCUGGUAAUUCUAAUGAACUUAUCCUCUGCAGCAGAGGUAACUCUGGGUCUUUCUUUCCUGUGGGGGUCCUCAUGAGAGCCAGUUUCAUCAUAUCGCUUGAUGGUUUUGGCGAUUGCACUUGAAGAAACUUUCAUAGUUCUUGACAAUUUCCGGAUUGACUGACCUUCAUGUCUUAAAAUAAUGAUGGACUCAUUUCUCUUUGCUUAUUUGAGAUGUUCUUGGUCUUAUACCAAAUAAGGGCUCUCAACUGUAUACCAACCAUACCUUGUCACAACACAACUGAUUGGCUCAAACGCAUUAAGAAGGAAAUAAAUUCCACAAAUGAACUUUAACAAGGCACAUUUGUUAAUUUAAAUGAAUUCCAGGUGACUACCUCAUGAAUCUGGUUGAGAGAAUGCCAAUUGUGUGCAAAGCGGUCAACAAGGCAAAGGGUGGCUACUUUGAAGAAUCUCAAAUAUUGUAAUGCUCGGGGUGUAGUGGAGGAAGGAGUCAGAUGCAGGAGACAGAGAAUUCAGAGUAGCGCUACUUCUUUAUACACCGACCAGGUGAAAACAGACGCCACUCAAAACAAAUGCCCUAAAACACAGGGGAACUAAACAGUCCCAAAAACAACUCACGUACACGAACAACCGUGACAUACAGGCGUGUACAAUGAGUACACAUAAAACAAUCCCGCACACCCAGCAGGUGGGCCGGCUGGCUAAUAAAGUCCAACUAAUAAACCUAAUUAACAACAGGUGUAACGAAUAAACAGACAAGGAGGGGGAGGAAAAGAUCAGUGGCAGCUAGUAGGCCGGUGACGAUGACCGCCGAGCACCACCCGAACGGGAAGGGGAGCCACCUUCGGUAGGAGUCGUGACAAAUAUAAAAUAUAUUUAGAUUUGUUUAAAAAAAUGGUUACUACUGGAUUCCAUAUGUGUUAUUUCGUAGUUUUGAUGUCUUCACUAUUAUUCUACAAUGUAGAAAAUAUAAAAAAUUAAGAAAAACCUGGAAUGUUUCGGAGUGUCCAAACUUUUGACAGGAACUGUAUAUAGAGAGAGUUUGUGUUAAAGUCUUAUUGGUUUUUUCGUUGCUGUUUUUUUUGUUAUUUCACUUGCUUAGGCAAUGUAAACACGUUUCCCAUGCCAAUAAAGUGACUUUGGAAUGAAGUUAGAGGGAGGGAGAGAGAGAGAGAGAUGGGAUAAAGGGGAAGAGGAAAUAGUGUGGAGUGACAAGAGAGGAUUAAGAGUGGGCAAAGUUAAAACUGCCAAUUCGAAGCCUGGAAUCCAAACGGAAUAUCGCUCUGUUUCUCUAUUCAGUGUGGACUGACAAAAUGCCUAUUUGUCCAAGUCAAAAUCAAAUCAAACUUUAUUUGCCACAUGCGCUGAAAGUGUAGGCUUUACUGUGAAAUGCUUACUUACAAGCCCUUAACCAACAGUGCAGUUCAAGAAGAAGAAAAUAUUUACCAAGUAGGCAAAAAUAAAAAGUAAUAAUAAAAAGUAACACAAUAAGAAUAACGAGGCUAUAUACAGGGGGGCACCGGUACCGAGUCAGUGAGCAGGGGUACAGGCUAGUUGAGGUAAUCUGUACAUGUAGGUGGGGGCGAAGUGACUAUAUACAGGGGGGCACCGGUACCGAGUCAGUGAGCAGGGGUACAGGCUAGUUGAGGUAAUCUGUACAUGUAGGUGGGGGCGAAGUGACUGGAUAGAUAACAAACAAACAGUGAGUAGCAGCAGUGUACAAGCAGUCUAAUGGCUUGGAGAUAGAAGCUGUUGAGGAGCCUUUUGGUCCUAGACUUGGCGCUCUAGUACCGCUUGCCGUGCGCUAGCAGAGAAAAAAGUCUAUAACUUGGGUGACUGGAGUCUCUGACAAUUUUAUGGGCUUUCCUCUGACACCGCCUAUUAUAUUGGUCCUGGAUGGCAGGAAGCUUGACCCCAGUGAUGUACUGGGCCGUUUGCAGUGCCCUCUGUAGCGCCUUACGGUCAGAUGCCGAGCAGUUACCAUACCAGUGAUGCAACCGUUCAGGAUGCUCUCGAUGGUGUAGCUGUAGAACCUUUUGAGGAUCUGGGGGCCCAUGCCAAAUAUUUUCAGUCUCCAGAGGGGGAAAAGGUUUUGUUGUGCCCUCUUCACAACUGUCUUGGUAUGUUUGGACCAUGAUAGUUCGUUGGUGAUGUGGACACUGAGGAACUUGAAACUCUCGACCCACUCCACUACAGCCCCAUCGAUGUUAAUGGGGGCCUGUUCGGCCGCAUUUUCCUGUAGUCCACGAUCAGCUCCUUUGUCUUGCUCACAUUGACGGAGAGGUUGUUGUCCUGGCACCCCACACUGCCAGUUCUCUGACUUCCUCCCUAUAGGCCAUCUCAUCGUUGUUGGUGAUCAGUUGUGUCGUAAGCAAACUUAAUGAUGGUGUUGGAGUCAUGUUUGGCCACGCAGUUAUGGGUGAACAGGGAAUACAGGAGGGGACUAAGUACACACCACUGAGGGGCCCCAGUGUUAAGGAUCAGCGUGGCAGACGUGUUGUUGCCUACUCUUACCACCUGGGGGAGGCCCUCCAGGAAGUCUUUGAUCCAGUUGCAGAGGGAGGUGUUUAGUCCCAGAGUCCUUAGCUUAGUGAUGAGCUUCGUGGGCACUAUGGUGUUAAACGCUGAGCUGUAGUUGAUGAACAGCAUUCUCACAUAGGUCUUCUUUUUGUCCAGGUGAGAAAGGGUGGUGUGGAGUGCGGCUGAGAUUGCGUCAUCUGUGGAUCUGUUUGGGGGGUAUGCGAAUGGAGUGGUUCUAGGGUGUCUGGGAGGAUGCUGUUGAUGUGAGCCAUGACCAGCCUUUCAAAGCACUUCAUGGCUACCGACGUGCGUGCCAUGGGGCGGUAAUCAUUUAGGCAGGUUACCUUCACUUCUUUGUGCACAGGGACUAUGGUGGUCUGCUUGAAACAUAUAGGUAUUAUAGACUUGGUCAGGGAGAGGUUGAAAAUGUCAGUGAAGACGCUUGACAGUUGGUCCGCGCAUGGUUUGAGUACACGUCCUGGUAAUCCGUCUGGCCCAGGGGCUUGGUGUUUAAAAGUUUUGUUCACAUCAGCUACUGAGAGCGUUAUCACACAGUCAUCCAGAACAGCUGGUGCUUUCGUGCAUGCUUCAGUGUUGCUUGCCUCGAGGUGAGCAUGAAAGGCAUUUAGCUCGUCUGGUAGGCUCGUGUCACUGGGCAGCUCGCGUCUGGGUUUCCCUUUGUAGUCCGUAAUAGUUUUCAAGCCCUGCCACAUCUGACGAGCACCCCAACAGAUCCACAGAUAAUGCACUCUCUAUUGCACUCCACACUGCCCUUUCCCACCUGGACAAAAGGAACACCUACGUGAAAAUGCUUCUCAUUAACUACAGAUCAGCGUUCAACACCAUAGUGUAGGGUUCCCCAACGGGCCGCCCGCGUAUCAAAUGUAGUUUUCAGAAUAAAUUUAAAAAAUAUAUAUAUAUAUUUUAGGGUGAAUUUUCAUUGUUGGACAUAAGACCAUCCAGUAAGGAUAUUUAUUUUUAUUGGCCCGCGACUGAAUCUAGUUGAUGAUCCCUGCCAUCGCUUAGAGAUGAGCUUGGAGGGCACUAAGGACCCUGUGACGGUACACCUCCCUUUGGAAUUGGACUUCCUGACAGGCCGCCCCCAGCUGGUGAGGGUAGGCAACAAUACAUCCACCUCGCUGACCCGCAACACGGUUAGUCCCCUGCUGCACUCCUUGUUCACCCACGGCUGCCUGGCCACGCACAACUGAAACACCAUCAUUAAGUUUGCCCGGCUACAGGACGGUGGUAGGUCUGACCACCGACAACGAUUAGACAGCCUAUUGGGUGGAGGUCAGAGACCUGGCAACCUCUCCCUCAACGUGAGCAAGAUAAAGGAGCUGAUCGUGGACUACAGGAAAAGGAGGGCCGAGCACUCCCCCAUUCACAAAAACGGGGCUGUUAUGGAGCAGGUCGAGAGCUUCAAGUUCCUUGGUAUCCAUAUCACCAAGAACCUAUCGUGGUCCAAACAAACCAACAUUGAAGAGGGCAGACAACGCAUUUUCCCCCUCAGGAGGCUGAAAAGAUUUGGAAAGGUAGCUCAGAUCUUCAAAAAGUUCUACAGCUGCACCAUCAAGAGCAUCCUGACUGGUUGUAUCACUGCUUGGCACGGCAACUGCUCAGCAUCCGACAGCAAGGUACUACAGAGUGUAGUGCGUACGGCCCAGUACAUCACUGGGGCUGAGCUUCCUGUCAUCCAGGACCUCUAUUCCAGGCGGUGUCAGAGGAAGGCCCUAAAGUCAUAGGCUGUUCUCUCUACUACAGCAUGGCAAGCGGAACUGGGAGGCCAAGUCUGGGACUAAAAGACUCCUUAAUAAGGCUAGGCAUCCCGCUAGCUGGACACCUGUCGACAGCAUCCGGUGAUAUUGAAGGGCGCGCAAUUCAGAUAAAUAAUCGUAUGAAACAUUUAUGAACAUACAAAACUACCUUAUAUCUGUUAAAAGCUUAAAUUCUUGUUAAUCUAACUCCAUUGUCCGAUUUACAAUAGGCUUUACAGCGAAAGCAUACCAUGCGAUUGUUUGAGGACGGCGCCCUACAUCAACAUAUUUUUCAACCAGCACAGGCUUCAUAAAAUCACAAAUAGCGAUUAAAUAAAUCACUUACUUUUGAAAAUCUUCUUCUGUUUGCAAUCCCAAGGGUUCCAGCUACAACAUGAAUGGUCAUUUUGUUAGAUAAAAUCCUUGUUUAUAUCCCAAAAAGGAAGUUUAGUUGGCGCCAUCGAGUUCAGUGAUCUACUCGUUCAACAUGCAGACAAAGGAGUCCAAAAAGCUACCCCUAAACUUUGUUCAAACAAGUCAAACUAUACAAGACAAACGUUUCUAUUUAAUCCUCAGGUACCUUAAAAUGUAAUUAAACUAUCAAAUUUAAUACGGGAAGAAGUAUGUUCUAUAGAAAAGUCAAAUUAGCAGGUGCGCCUCGUCUUCGUCACGCGCGGACAGACUGAUUUUCCACUGGGACUCUAUACCAAAACUCCAAAUUCUUCCUUGUUUUGGAAGAAACAAGCCUGAAAACUUAAACAAAGACUAUUGACAUCUAGUGGAAGCCAUAGGAAUUGCAAUCUGGGAGCUAGAAUUGCAUAGGACCCAUAGCUUUCCAUUAUAAGAGCCUGGGUCCUCAAAAAAAUUACAUUUCCGUUAGUUUUUUCUUUGGAUUUCCACCUACCAUAUCAAUUGUGUUAUAGUCUCAUAUAUUAUUUUACAAUUUCUACAAACUUCAAAGUGCUUUCUAUCUAGGGCUACCAAUUAUAUGCAUAUCCUGGCUUCUGGGCCUGAGUAACAGUAACAGUUUACUUUUGGCAUAUCAGUCAGGUGGAAAUUCAGGAAAAUAGACCAUAGCCCUAAGAAGUUUUAACAGCUUCUACCCCCAAGCCAUAAGACUGAUGAACAGUUAAUCAAAUGGCUACCCGGACUAUUUGCAUUGACCCACUUAUUUUAUUGUUAUUAUGUUUUGCACUGACUCUCUUGCACAGUCUCGAUGUACACUCACUGGACUUUAAUUACACACUCACACAUACUACACUGACAUUCCAACACACACAUUAAUAUUUACGCACACACAUACAUUCACACUCUUCACAUACACUGUUGCUACUCUCUGUUUAUUAUCUAUGCAUAGUCACUUUACCCCUACCUACAUGUACAUAUUACCUCAAUUACCUCGACUAACCCGUACCCCUGCACAUUGACUCGUUACCGGUACCCCCUAUAUAUAGCCUUGUUAUUGCUAUUUUAUUGUGCUACUAUUUUUUUCAUUCAUUUAUUUAGCAAAUGCUUCUUACUUAUUUAAAAAAAAACUUUGCAUUGUUUGUUAAGGGCUCGUAAGUAAGCAUUUCAUAGUAAGGUCUAAACCUAUUGUAUUCGGCGCAUGUUUGACAAAUACAAUUUGAUUGGCACCUGAUUUUAUCUAGGCCUACUUUUAAUGUAAGAUGUCCUUGAGUGCCCUGAAAGGUGUACGACAAAUAAAAUAUAUUAUCGUAAUUAUCAAUGCUAUAUACAGAGCAAAAGUUGUGGUUAUAGUAUCAAAUUCAGCAGUCUAAAUGUACCACCUUUCAAACUCCAAAGUCAAUGACACCCUGCUCAUAUGAAUCAGCCUGUUGUCGUUGUGAGAGUGACCCCUCUUCCGCUUUGACCAGGAUCAUUGAUAUGCCAAGCAUUAAGUAACACAGCUAGUGCCAGGCUUUCCCUGCCAACAAGAGACAGAGUGUGUGUAGUGGAAAGAAAGGCAACCUGUAGAUUUUUUAAAUUAACUCGACUUUAUUGCUGUUGGCUCUGACCCUAUGGCACUCAGUCUGUAGUCAAGUGUGUAUCUAUGAAUUUGUGGAUUUAUUUAUAUUCUGCUUUACACUAAUUAUGCUUUUGAGCUCUGGGUCCACAAAAACUUGCUAAUAAAGUGUUUAUUCUCCA
Oncorhynchus nerka (sockeye salmon) is the source of this 10458-nucleotide messenger RNA. Its product is annotated as HHIP-like protein 1. The record is from RefSeq and is a predicted model, not a curated record. NCBI's taxonomy places the organism in Eukaryota, Metazoa, Chordata, Actinopteri, Salmoniformes, Salmonidae. Bases 294 to 2768 code for a protein of 824 amino acids. The transcript is spliced from 12 exons. Gene Ontology annotation, cellular component: membrane.